AAUGUUUUUAAUUAACCGAAAAGACAUGGACACAAUGAAAAUUCCCAAAUCACGAGUUCAAUUACAUCUUCAUUUAGAGGGCUCAGUCAGACUGACCACUAUAUGGGAAUUAUCACAAAGAAAAGGAAUUAAAUUAACGCCAAACGAAACAUUUGAAGAGUUAAGAAAUCAUUAUAUAAUGAAGAAACCAGAAAGUCUUGAAGUGUGUCUUAAUUUAAUCGCUGAAUAUUAUCGUAUAAUUGUUGGUGACGUCGAAGCUAUUGAAAGAAUUGCUUAUGAAUUAUGUGAAGACCAGUUCUUACAGAAUGUGCUGUACUUUGAGGUCAGAAUGAAUCCCCAGUACUCGUCAAAUACUGUUGAAGAGAACCCACUGGCCAGAGGACAGGUAGUCGAUGUCAAUCAUCCAAAUGCAUUGACUCCCAAACAAGUGGUUGAAACCGUAUUAAAAGGUUUAAAAAGAGGAGAACAAGAUUUUGGAGUUCAUUCUUCACUGAUUUUGUCGUGUAUUACUAUAUUUAAUGAAUGGAAUGAAGAUAUAUUAGAUUUGGCUCAAGAGUUCAGAGACAAAGGUGUUGUCGGUAUAGACAUUGCUGGUCCCGAAAGUAUGGAUCCAGAAAACAGUCAUACAUUUAAUGAAAAAACUGUUGAAUUGUUCCGAAAAGCAAAAGAGUUAAAUAUUCACCGGACAGUUCACGCGGGAGAAGUAGGACCCGCUUGUAAUGUUGCCUUUGCUGUGGACAAGUUGUUCGCUGAACGAAUAGGACACGGAUAUAAUGGGGUAUUAGAUGAUGAGGUCUAUCGCAAGUGUCAGUUAGCAAACAUACACUUCGAGAUCUGUCCCGUUUCCAGCUAUUUAGCUGCCGGUGUCUCUCUGUCCGUCAAACACCCGGUUGUAAAGUUGGCCGAAGAUUUAGCUAAUUUUUCCAUCAACUCAGACGACCCGACAGUUUUUGGCAAUACUCUCGAUGAUGAUUAUCUUUUUGUCUCCAAAAUGGGUUUAAAUGAAUUUCAUUUAGUGAGAGCCAAUAUAAAUGCAUUGAAAUCAUCGUUUUUACCGGAAAAUCGAAAGCUUGAACUUUUGCAAUACAUUUAUAAAUUGUUUGGAUUGUAAUCUAAUCUAUGGCUCAUUAAUCUACGUGUGUGUUUCUUUUAGGGUAA
This is a messenger RNA of Oppia nitens, 1158 nucleotides long. Its product is annotated as adenosine deaminase-like. Gene Ontology annotation, molecular function: adenosine deaminase activity. NCBI's taxonomy places the organism in Eukaryota, Metazoa, Arthropoda, Arachnida, Sarcoptiformes, Oppiidae. Gene Ontology annotation, cellular component: cytosol; external side of plasma membrane. Bases 2 to 1111 code for a protein of 369 amino acids. The record is from RefSeq and is a predicted model, not a curated record. The transcript is spliced from 7 exons. Gene Ontology annotation, biological process: hypoxanthine salvage; inosine biosynthetic process; purine ribonucleoside monophosphate biosynthetic process.